Molecule: messenger RNA, 1477 nt
Organism: Plectropomus leopardus (leopard coralgrouper)
Lineage: Eukaryota; Metazoa; Chordata; Actinopteri; Perciformes; Serranidae
Product: V-type proton ATPase subunit d 1
Biological process (GO): proton transmembrane transport
Cellular component (GO): proton-transporting V-type ATPase, V0 domain
Molecular function (GO): proton-transporting ATPase activity, rotational mechanism
Source: RefSeq, a predicted model, not a curated record
GCUAACCAGCUGGACUGACGGACGGUUCUUUAGCCGCGGCAGAGACGGAUCUGACGGUCAGACAGGAUGCCUUUCUCCGAGCUUUAUUUUAACGUUGAUAACGGGUACCUGGAGGGUCUGGUGAGAGGAUUUAAAGCCGGAAUACUGUCCCAGGCGGAUUAUUUAAACCUCGUUCAGUGUGAGACCCUGGAAGAUCUGAAGCUCCACCUGCAGAGCACAGACUAUGGCAGCUUCCUGGCAAAUGAGGCGUCUCCACUCACCGUAUCUGUCAUCGACGACAAGCUGAAGGAGAAGAUGGUAGUGGAGUUUCGCCACAUGAGGAACCAGUCAUAUGAGCCACUGGCCAGCUUCAUGGACUUCAUCACGUACAGCUAUAUGAUUGAUAACGUCAUCCUGCUGAUCACGGGCACCCUCCACCAGCGCGCCAUCUCCGAGCUGGUGCCAAAGUGUCACCCACUGGGCAGCUUCGAGCAGAUGGAGGCCGUCAACAUCGCCCAGACCCCCGCCGAGCUUUACAAUGCCAUCCUGGUGGACACGCCACUGGCUGCUUUCUUCCAGGACUGCAUAUCUGAACAGGACUUGGAUGAGAUGAACAUUGAAAUAAUUCGUAACACACUUUACAAGGCUUACCUGGAGGCCUUUUAUAAGUUCUGCUCCAACCUCGGAGGAACCACAGCUGACACCAUGUGUCCCAUUCUGGAGUUCGAGGCCGACAGGAGAGCCUUCAUCAUCACCAUCAACUCAUUCGGGACAGAGCUGUCCAAGGAGGACCGCGCCAAGCUCUUCCCCCACUGCGGCAAGCUUUACCCAGAAGGCCUUGCUCAGCUGGCCCGGGCAGAUGACUACGAGCAGGUCAAGGCUGUCGCUGAUUUCUAUCCUGAGUACAAGCUGCUGUUUGAAGGCGCCGGCAGCAACCCAGGAGACAAAACACUGGAGGACCGUUUCUUCGAGCAUGAGGUGAAGCUGAAUAAGCUGGCCUUCCUCAACCAGUUCCACUUCAGUGUCUUCUACGCCUACGUAAAGCUGAAGGAGCAGGAGUGCAGGAACAUCGUAUGGAUCGCAGAGUGCAUCGCACAGCGGCACCGCGCUAAGAUCGACAAUUACAUUCCUAUCUUCUGAGCCUUCUCUUCCUCUCUCUCCUUCUUCUUCCCAUCAUCAUUUCAUUGUUCUUAUGUCUUGAGCGGUGUCUCCAGUCCCACCUUGGUGUGAAAGUUUCUGGUGGUUUGAUGCUAAAUUUUCUCCGUUCUUCACUCACAGGUGUAAACUGGAGUAACGUGAGCACCAGCCAGGCUCAUUAUUGCUUACAAAGUCAAACAUAAUCAACUGAAACACAGAGCUUUGAGCUGGAAAAAAAACAGGCGCCUGGUCGGCAGCUCAUUUGACUUUCAAACACUCCUCUGAUUGUUUCGACUUUCUGACGCUCAGUGUGUUGUUUGUUGCGACGCGCCCUGACCACCUGACACAUUGGCUGGCAAAA